AUGGACUCCCUCCCAACAGAGGUGGCCGAGACCAUCCAAGUCGGCCACAUCAGAUCCCACCCCGACGUCAACUUCGACAUGGCGCCCUCCACAGCGGUAGAUAAACGGGAACCAGUUACCCUCCAGAGUCCCCGUCUCAGCGAGGACGAUCUUCUAAACGGCAUCGAGGACGACGGGGAAGACAUACCCUACAGUGUUCUACACCCUGCUCGCAAGUCACAUCGUCUUCCUGCUCUACCAGACUUGCGAUUCGAACAGAGUUACCUAAGAAGCAUUGCUAAUGCCGAUACCUGGUGGAAGGUGCUGCUUGUCACGGCAAGAGAUCAGGUAAGCUUCGGCCUCAUCGUCGGGUCUUUCAGAGACGAGAUGAUGGGUUCUUGUGACGACCGUUGA
Metarhizium album ARSEF 1941 is the source of this 393-nucleotide messenger RNA. RefSeq lists its product as uncharacterized. The record is from RefSeq and is a predicted model, not a curated record. Gene Ontology annotation, molecular function: mitochondrion autophagosome adaptor activity. Bases 1 to 393 code for a protein of 130 amino acids. The transcript has a single exon. Gene Ontology annotation, biological process: mitophagy. NCBI's taxonomy places the organism in Eukaryota, Fungi, Ascomycota, Sordariomycetes, Hypocreales, Clavicipitaceae.